Molecule: messenger RNA, 1654 nt
Organism: Octodon degus (degu)
Lineage: Eukaryota; Metazoa; Chordata; Mammalia; Rodentia; Octodontidae
Gene: Bcl7b
Product: BCL tumor suppressor 7B
Exons: 6
Coding region: 104-712 (202 amino acids)
Source: RefSeq, a predicted model, not a curated record
CACGCGCGCACGGAGGGGGCGACGGCCGCCGUGACGCUCCGGCGGCGGCGCGUGAGGCGCGCGAUUCUCCGCUCUUGGGACCAGUGUCCCGGCCGCCGCCGCCAUGUCGGGCCGCUCCGUCCGGGCCGAGACCCGCAGUCGGGCCAAAGAUGACAUCAAGAAGGUGAUGGCGGCCAUCGAGAAAGUGCGGAAAUGGGAAAAAAAAUGGGUGACUGUGGGUGACACAUCCCUUAGGAUAUUUAAGUGGGUUCCUGUGACAGACAGCAAGGAGAAAGAAAAGUCAAAAUCGAACAGUUCAGCAGCCCGGGAACCUAAUGGCUUUCCCUCUGAUGCCUCAGCCAAUUCCUCUCUCCUUCUUGAAUUUCAGGACGAAAACAGCAACCAGAGUUCCGUGUCUGAUGUCUAUCAGCUCAAGGUGGACAGCAGCACCAACUCGAGCCCCAGCCCCGAGCAGAGCGAGUCCUUGAGCCCUGCACACACCUCUGACUUCCGCACUGAUGACUCCCAGCCCCCCACUUUGGGCCAGGAGAUCCUUGAGGAGCCCUCCUUGCCUGCCUCAGAAGUUGCCGAUGAGCCUCCCACACUUACAAAGGAAGAACCAGUUCCACGGGAGACCCAGAUGGCCGAGGAGGAGGAGGACUCCGGAGCCCCACCACUGAAGCGCUUCUGUGUGGACCAGCCUGCAGUGCCGCAGACGGCCUCUGAGAGCUAGCACUGCCCAGUGCACUUCUCCUGGCCCUGCCUCUAUUUAUUGCGUUCUGGCUCUGGCUGUGCGGUGUCACUAGGGUUAGGGUAGCACCGGGGUCCAGAGCCUGCACAUGGGAGUCCUCCAGGCUAGAAGGCCGGCAUAGGACCUAGGAUUAUAGUGUCAUCAUCCUGUCCCUGGCAUCUGUGUCAGCUUGCUUCUGGGAAGAGGAGUGCUUAUGUCCUUUUGCACCUGAGCAGGCUGGAGCCUCUGCCAUUCCAGGGUCCGUCUGUCACCUCCCAGUAGCAUUCUCUGCUCCAGAACCUCUGGGUGGAGCUGCUGGCACUUCUUCAGGAGAAAGAGAUGUGGAGGGCACCUCUGAGGAAGAGAGUGCCUAGGUUACUUGAACUUGAACGAAGACUAUAGAUUGUAGGACUUUCGCUGGGCCUGGCCCCUGUGGUUUCCUUUGGAGGACUGGGUGGAGACAUGGUUGGGCUGGGAGAGGCUCCUCUUUCAGGAAAGAAGGGCCUUUCUUGCACAGGGCCACAAAGUCCCUGUAGUUUUCUUGCCAUCCUGGCCCUUCUACCUGAUCCUCUGGAGGUGCUGCCUCUUCUGGGUGCUCCCGCUGCCCACAGCGCUGUCCCCGUUACUCUCCUGGCCCCUCACAUACGCACACACGCAGCUUCCUGUCUUCACCUGUACGUUUCAUUCCAGUAUCCCCUGCCUCCUGCUACUACCCCAGCAAGGAUCGAGGUUCUGACAACAGUACCCAUCCUCCACAGUACUCAUCAGCUCAGACUUUCUAGAAAGUUCCUUUUUUUUUUAUUUGAAAUCUGCAUGUUUAAUUGAACUUUAUGAUUUUAUUUUUUGUUUAAAAGAAGUUUAAGAAAAUGAAAAUGGGCAACAGCAAGUGAAGACUUAUUUUAGCACUGAAUAGAAUAUUUUUAAAAUUAAACUAUUUGAAAUAUG